Molecule: messenger RNA, 2363 nt
Organism: Pteropus alecto (black flying fox)
Lineage: Eukaryota; Metazoa; Chordata; Mammalia; Chiroptera; Pteropodidae
Gene: PNPLA2
Product: patatin like phospholipase domain containing 2
Exons: 9
Coding region: 157-1635 (492 amino acids)
Biological process (GO): triglyceride catabolic process; lipid homeostasis; positive regulation of triglyceride catabolic process
Cellular component (GO): lipid droplet; cytoplasm; membrane
Molecular function (GO): triacylglycerol lipase activity
Source: RefSeq, a predicted model, not a curated record
CUCCGCCACCUCCUAGCGCAGCGUCGCCGCCUCCACUGGCGGUGACUUGGAGUUAGAGCGACCGCUAACCGGCCGGCCAGGCCCAGAGCGAGCGGCGAGCGCGCGGCGCACAGCGAGGCCGGCCGUCGGCGGAGCCCGGGCCGGCAGGCCGCCGCGAUGUUCCCCAAGGAGGCGACGUUCCCCCGGGAGACGACGUGGAACAUCUCGUUCGCGGGCUGCGGCUUCCUAGGCGUCUACCACAUCGGCGUGGCCUCCUGCCUCCGCGAGCACGCGCCCUUCCUGGUGGCCAACGCCACGCACAUCUACGGCGCCUCGGCUGGGGCGCUCACGGCCACGGCGCUGGUCACCGGGGCCUGCCUGGGUGAGGCUGGUGCCAACAUCAUCGAGGUGUCUAAGGAGGCCCGGAAGCGGUUCCUGGGCCCGCUGCACCCCUCCUUCAACCUGGUGAAGACCAUCCGUGGCUGCCUGCUGAGGACCCUGCCGGCUGACAGCCAUGAGCGCGCCAGUGGCCGCCUGGGCAUCUCCCUGACCCGUGUGUCGGACGGCGAGAAUGUCAUUAUAUCCAACUUCAACUCCAAGGAUGAGCUCAUCCAGGCCAAUGUCUGCAGCACGUUCAUCCCUGUGUACUGUGGCCUCAUCCCUCCCUCCCUCCAGGGCAUCCGCUAUGUGGAUGGUGGCAUCUCGGACAACCUGCCGCUCUAUGAGCUCAGGAACACCAUCACAGUGUCUCCCUUCUCGGGCGAGAGCGACAUCUGCCCGCAGGACAGCUCCACCAGUAUCCACGAGCUCCGGGUGACCAACACCAGCAUCCAGUUCAACCUGCGCAACCUCUACCGCCUCUCCAAGGCCCUGUUUCCACCGGAGCCCAUGGUGCUGCGGGAGAUGUGCAAGCAGGGCUAUAGGGACGGCCUGCGCUUCCUGCGGAGGAACGGUCUCCUGAACAGGCCCAACCCCCUGCUGGCACUACCCUCUGCCUGCCCCCAUGUCGCCGAAGACAAGGACAAAGAGAAGACCGUGGUGGCCGUGGAGAGGGCCCGAGUGGAAGGCCACUUGCAGCGGCCAGAGGAGGACCGCAUCCUGGACCAUCUGCCUGCGAGGCUCAAUGAGGCCCUGCUGGAGGCCUGUGUGGAGCCCAAGGACCUGCUGAGCACCCUGUCCAACAUGCUGCCAGUGCGCCUAGCCACCGCCAUGAUGGUGCCCUACACCCUGCCGCUGGAGAGUGCCGUGUCCUUCACCAUCCGCUUGCUAGAGUGGCUGCCUGACGUCCCAGAGGACAUCCGGUGGAUGAAGGAGCAGACAGGCAGCAUUUGCCAAUACCUGGUGAUGCGUGCCAAGAGGAAGCUGGGCAGCCACCUGCCCUCCAGGCUGUCGGUGGAGAUGGAGCUGCGCCGCGCCCGGUCGCUGCCCUCUGUGCCACUGUCCUGCGCUGCCUACAGUGAAGCGCUGCCGGGCUGGAUGCGCAACAACCUCUCGCUGAGGGACGCGCUGGCCAAGUGGGAGGAGUGUCAGCGCCAGCUGCUGCUCAGCCUCUUCUGCACCAACGUGGCUUACCCGCCGGAUGCCCUGCGCAUGCGCAGCCCCGCCUGUCCCUCCCCCGCGCCCCCGCAGCACCCUCCUGGCUUGCCCCCUUGCUGAGUGGCCCUGCUCCUGCCUUCCCAGCCCCCUGGGGUCCCAGUGCUGAGGGCCAGGACCCCAGCUUCCCUGCCCCAUGAGGCGGGGCCCUGGGUCCGGCUGAGAUCCCCCUCCCUGGUUUCUAGUUCCCCUGUGGAGUGAGGAGAUGGGGGCGCCCCCAGCUGGCAGAGGGACUUUGCUGUUAACCCCACCCCCAGCGACUCCCUUGCUGCGCUGAGUAGGCAGGGGUGUGGGACGGAGGGCCCCUCACCUGUGCCUUCAUCUUCCCCUCUCAGGCCCCACCCUAGGGCGGGGCGGGGACCCAGGCUGGGGGCCCUCAGCCCGCCGCCCCCGCCGUCAGUGCAGUAUUACUCCCGAGAACUUUGCACCUGCCGCUCCCUCUGCGUUUUUCAUUUUUUUGCUGAAGAAUGUGUGAAGAGUUAUUUAUUUUCGCCAAAGCACAUGGAAUAAAGGCCACAGCUCAGCCCCUGCGUCCUCCUUGUAUGCGACCCCUUCCCCGGCUGACCCGUGUCUGUCAGCUUCAAGGGUCCCCUCUCCUUGAAGCUGGCAUUCGAGCCUGGGGCUGCCCCUGAGGUUCCCUUGGCCUCCUGGGUUGCAGCCCGCUUCUCUACUUUCCCCCACUUUGCUCUGUGGCCUGCUGGCUGACCCUGGGGCACAGCUCUUCAAGAGCCAGGGGAAAUAUCUGAGACCAAGAUUCUUGCUAAAUAAAAAACGGAAAAAUGUUUACAAAA